AUGGAUUCCCAACGACGGAGGUAUCAGUGCUUCAACAUUGUUGACCUUGCCACAGGGUUUCAGCAGUUAGAGCUCCUCAGAGAAGUGACCAAGGAGACCCAUGGACCCCCAUCAGCAGAGAUGUGCCUGGAAGCAUUCCAAAGGUGGCUAGCGUGGGCCGGUCUGCCAAAGGUUAUGUGGAUGGACCGUGGCACGCUUAACCACGGUGCCUUCGUGAGCUAUUUGACAGAAAAGGGCGUUGACGUUCGGUUUGCAGCAACCGAAGCUCCCCACAUGUUGGGGAAGGUCGAACGUCGCGGUGGUCUAGCAAAGGCGGUGAUCAGGAAAACGGCGGCAGGCGUGCGUACCGUAGGCCCUGAGGCACUUCGAAGCGUCAUCCAGGAAUCCAUUGCGGUCAAAAAUUCGACCAUGAACGACGCCUGGAAUGACAUCGGCGCCAUGGAGGGGAGGUUCAAUGGUUCUGAUGCAUUUGACCUGAGGCAGAAAAGCCGCAUCGAAACCAAGAAGGCGAUGGUGAAGCUCGACACGAGCCGUAGGAUUCAGAAGGCGUUAACCAAGAACGCUUCACCCAUCAAGGAGCAGUACAGGAAGAGGAAACAGGAGGAGGUUGAUCCACCUGCGGAGGACGAGGCAAACCUAGCUCAGGGUGUUCUGUCGCUUGAGGACUCGGAAAGAGAUGCUUUUGUGGCCUUGAACGCAGGUGAUUUCCGUCCUUCCACCUGUUUGCGGUUGCUAAGGACUGCGCCCCUCGUUCGUAAAGGCCGGAGAGGGAUUGUUCAGGACAGCCUCACGUACAGCUUUGGAGCGUAUGCCCAUGGCAGUUUUACAGGCAUCGCUGGUCUAACGGAGCGGCGUCAGAUACUGGUUCAGUAUUUGAAUUCCUACUUGAGGUCAAGGGGAGCAAGUGGAGAGUGGUCAUCCAUUCAAGUUGGUAGGAAUUUGCUGACUCCCCCGCGUAAGGAUGUUCACAACCUGAAGGGCAGCACAAAUCAGCUUACUUCUGUAGGGAACCAUACAGGAGGGCCGCUAUGGUUCCAGCACCCCGAUGGAGACGUGUUAUAUGAUGGUGAACCCGGGUACGCGCUGGACUGCAAGGUUGCUUCCUUUGAUCCCGACCAGGUGCAUGCCACGCUACCUUUUCAAGGUGAGAGAUGGUCGAUAAGUGCAUACACGAGCAGAGGUGUGUUGGAUUUGGAUGUCCACAGUGCUGAUCGGUUGAAAGGCCUAGGCUUUGAAGCUGGUAGCUCAGGUGUGGUUCCCCAUCACGAUGCUAAUGCAGCGGAGUAUGAGGAAGUGGUAGCUUCCCAUGGGAAAGAACCUUCGGAUGCCCCAGCACACGACCCUCUAGUGGCCGAAAACGAAUGCCCCGCACGUGACCGUCUAGUGGCCAAGAUCAACGAACGGAUUUCCCUAGAUCAUUGGAAGAUCGGUGAAAACAUGUACUUCCGUGUUCACCUAGAUGGGGCAAACGAUGUGGUUCAGGAUGAGUGGGGAUUGGUUCAGGAAGCCAAUGAGGUGACCAAUCUGCCAUGGACCGGUUUUACUAUGUUCCGAGCUCGGAGUGCUAGCCCGGUUGACUUGUCUUCCCUGCCCAAGAUAAACCACGAAGAUCCUCAGUACCGUGCCUUUGUAGCCGACAGGUUCGGCGCUGAGGCCGAGUCGCAGGCAGGUAAGAAGCCCCGCAAGAUAAAUGUCAACAAGUGUGAGGAACACGUGAGAGAAGGCAUCCAAGGCUCCCGCAAGGAUGAAUGGGGUAAGUAUCAGCGCUGCAAUGCGGCGAUACCUAUUCGAGGUGAAAUGCUCAAACAGCUGCUCGAUGAAGGGUUGUAUUACCUCGUUGGCUCGGAUAACCUCCCCGCAAUCAUUCUUGUGACUCACGUUGACGACCUGCUCUGGUGUUCAACAGAAGAGGGGAAGGACACAAUGGAGCGUAUCCUAUCCAAGUUUGAUGUGGGCAAGAUUGAGCAUACGGAUUUCAGACUCUGUGGUCGAAGGUUCCGGCAAGGGGAUGACUUUAGUGUUCGCAUAGAUGCGGCAGACAACACUCGGCAGAUCAGGAAAAUCUCCCUUCCUGCUGGAAGGAAAAUCAGCGACAAAGCCACCGAGGCAGAGAUUACAAGCCUCCGGAGCGUCGUAGGAUCUCUGGCAUGGGUGGCGAGAUUCGCAAGGCCGGAUCUAUGUUAUCGGGUAAACUGUCUCCAGCGAUCCUGCUCGACCGCCGCCGUGGCGGACCUAAAGGAGGCGAACCGCGUGGUCGAUCUAGCGCAAGCAGAUCUGGAGAGAUCGUUGUAUUAUCCCGCAGGCGCCGUCGACUGGAGUGAUAUCUGUGUGGUGAGUUUCUCUUUUGCUCAGGAACCAGGAUUCCGGAACCAGCAAGGGAGGCUGCACUACCUGACCUCCACGGUGACAGGUUGA
Symbiodinium pilosum is the source of this 2415-nucleotide messenger RNA. NCBI's taxonomy places the organism in Eukaryota, Dinophyceae, Suessiales, Symbiodiniaceae. The record is from the annotation of a GenBank genome assembly.